AUGGAAGCUAACAACCGUGAAAGUUUGGUCAACAAUUCUCCGCUGUUCUUAUUCCACAAUCAAGCAAAAAAAGAAGAGAAAAAAAAGGCAAGAAUAUGGGUGGAGAGGGGGAAGGUCUAUACUUUGGCGGAGGUUUCCCAACACAACCAUGCUAAAGACUGUUGGCUUGUCAUUGAGGGCAAGGUUUACAAUGUGACUAAAUUCUUGGAGGAUCAUCCUGGUGGUGAUGAGGUCUUAUUGUCCGCAACAGGGAAAGAUGCAAGUGAUGAUUUUGAGGAUGUUGGUCAUAGUAGCAGUGCUCGAGCAAUGAUGGACGAGUUUUAUGUGGGCGACAUCGAUACAUCAACCAUCCCAACUAAGACCAAGUACUCCCCACCCAAGCAGCCGCACUAUGAGCAGGAAAAGACCUCAGAUUUCGUUACCAAGCUUCUCCAAUUCCUUGUUCCCUUGCUGAUCUUGGGAUUGGCCUUUGGCGUCCGUUUCUAUACCAAAUCAUCCGCUUAAGCAUCGAGAGCGCAACCUAAGAUUGAAAGAAAAA
Messenger RNA from Hibiscus syriacus, 538 nucleotides. RefSeq names its product cytochrome b5-like. Gene Ontology annotation, cellular component: endoplasmic reticulum; membrane. Bases 1 to 504 code for a protein of 167 amino acids. The record is from RefSeq and is a predicted model, not a curated record. Lineage: Eukaryota; Viridiplantae; Streptophyta; Magnoliopsida; Malvales; Malvaceae. Gene Ontology annotation, molecular function: heme binding. The transcript is spliced from 4 exons.